AGCAGAAGCCAUCCACUCCUUCGCGCACUGGGACUCUAUGGUUCAUGGGAGGACUGAUAGUCGUUCAACCAUAGAGUACGGGAGAGGCCAUUACCGGAAGUGGUGGCGGCUGUUAUCUACCCUCCCUCUUCCUCUCCUGGACCAUGGUCCCUUCUUCUUUCCCUCUGAGGAAGAAGAAGGAGAGGGAGGCCGAGGAAGGUGGUGCAGUGGCAUCAGAGACAUGACUUGGACCACCUCUUAGCAGCAAAACAGAAGUCAGGACCAUGCGGUCUCUCCAGGAGAUGGUGUCCUUUGAGGAGGUGGCUGUAUAUUUUACGGAAGAAGAGUGGCAUCUUCUGAAUCUGGACCAAAGAGUUCUGUACAAGGAUAUCAUGCUGGAGAAUUAUAGGAACGUGACCUUUCAGAGCAGCAUCAUCCCUGUAUUACAGGCCGAUUCUGGGUCAGAUGAAAGAGCUGCUUUGAAGUCCCCACAGUGGCUGCUAUCCUUUGAGGAGGGGGCUGUGUAUUUUACUGAGGAGGAAUGGGAUCUCCUGGAUCCAGGCCAAAGGGCUCUCUACAAGGAAGUCAUGCUGGAUUACUGUGAAGUUGUAAACUCUCUGGGAAGUGUCAAGCCAGACCUCAUCUGCUGGCUUGAAGAAGCAAAACACUUGUUCAUCCAGGACUUGGAUGAAGAGAAGGGGUUGACAGCUAUUUUUUCAGGUGAUGGUUGGGACAGUGAAUGCUAUCAGAUCCCAUCUGUUGUGUCCAAGGAUGUAACCAAGCACAGCGAUGGGGAAAGGCUUCUUAAGACAGAUCAAAGAACUCACAUUGGGAAGAAACUAUUUAAAUACCUACAGUGUGGGGAGAGCUUCAGCCAGAAAGAGUACCUUAGUCAGCAUCAGAGAAGUCAUAUGAGAGAGAAAAGGUAUGAGUGCAUGGAGUGCGGAAAGAGCUUCAGUAAGAAAAGCGGGCUUAGGAGACAUCAAAGAAGUCACACAGGGGAGAAACCGUAUAAGUGCAUGGAUUGUGGAAAGAGCUUCAGUGAGAAAGGGAGACUGAGGAUACAUCAAACAACACACACAGGGGAGAAAGCAUUUAAAUGUAUGGAUUGUGGAAAGAGCUUCAGUGGGAAAGGGAUCCUUAGGGGACAUCAAAGAACUCACACAGGGGAGAAACCGUAUACAUGUAUGGAUUGUGGAAAGAGUUUUAGUGGGAAAGGGGACCUUAUUAGACAUCAAAGAACUCAUACAGGGGAGAAACCGUAUAAAUGCAUGGAGUGCGGAAAGAGUUUCAGUGUUUAUGGAUCACUUACAAGACAUCAGAAUAUUCACAAAGAGGAGGCCCCCUAUGAAUGCAGGGAAUGUGGAAGAAACUUCAGGUGGAAAGAGCAGUUUAAGUAUCAUGAAAGAACUCACACAGGGGAGACACUGUUUAAAUGCAUCGAGUGUGGAAAGAACUUCAGUCGGAUUGGGCUUCUUCAGCAGCACCAACAAAAUCACACUGGGGAAAAACCAUAUACAUGCAUUGAGUGUGGAAAGAGCUUCAUUCGGAAAGAGCAUUUUCAGCGUCACCAAAAAGCUCACGUGGGAGAAAAACCAUAUAAAUGCAUGGAUUGUGGAAAGAGCUUCAGUCGGAGUGACUACCUUAGGCAGCACGAACGAAAUCACAGAGGGGAAAAACCAUAUAAAUGCAUGGAAUGUGGAAAGAGCUUUGGUCAGAGUGCACACUUUAGACAGCACCAAAGAAUUCAUACAGGGGAGAAACCAUAUAAAUGCAUGGAGUGUGGCCAGAGCUUCAGUAUUCGUGGAUCGCUUACUAUCCAUCAGAGAACUCACACAGGGGAGAAACCACAUAAAUGCUUGGAGUGUGGAAAGAGCUUCAAUCGGAGUGACCGUCUUAGGCAGCACAAACAAAAUCACAGAGGGGAGAAACCAUAUAAAUGCUUGGAGCAUGGACAGAGUUUCAGUGUUUGUAGAUCACAUACCAUCCAUCAGAGAACUCGCACUGGGGAGAAACCAUAUAAAUGCAAGGAAUGUGGAAAGACCUUCAGUGUUGGUGGAUCGCUUACUAAACAUCAGAGAACUCACACAGGGGAGAAACCAUAUAAAUGUACAGAUUGUGGGGAAAGCUUUAGUCAAAAUGGACACCUUAGGCAGCAUCAAAGAACUCACACAGGGGAGAAACCAUAUAAAUGCAUGGAGUGUGGAAAGAGCUUCAAUGUUUAUGGAUCUCUUACUAUCCAUCAGAGAACUCACAGAGGGGGAAAUUGUACAGAUACAUGGAGUGUGGAAAGAACUUCACUGCUGCUCGAUCACUUACUAGACAUAAUAUAAGUCAUACAGGCAAGAAAUCAUAUAAAUCUAUGGAACAUGGAAAGAAGUUCAGUCAGAAAGGGCUCCUUAGGAAGCAUUCUUAUAGAAUUCACUAGGAAAUCUGUCCAGUCCUGGUGAUUUACCUGCAUUAAUAUUCUUGAUAGCAUCCUGGGUUUCUCUUACAGUGAUAGGGCCUUUUUAAAAGCUGGGUAGUUAUCUGUCAAUUCUUUUAGUUGGCUGGAUUCCAGAAAUUCACCAGAUGUAAUUGAGGGGUUCAGUUGGUUUUUAUAUAGGAUAGUAUAAUGUUUAUUAAACUCAUUAAAUAUCAGAAGUUGUACUGAUUAGAUAGAAAAGGUUAGGGAAUUAGCUUCUUUUGAUAAAUUGUCUAAUUUGUUGAGAAACAAUUCAGUAGAAAUAUUCAGGUAAACAUGGGAUCCAUUUACAGAAUAUAUUAAUCGGAAAAGUAGAUUAUCAGAGUUGGAGUUGAAAUAUAAAGUAUAUUUCUUUUUAUUUUGAUUUGGGAUUAGAUAUAAAUGUAAGGUAUAUUUUUGUUAAAUAAAAUUAGAAGUAAAUAGAUAAUGGCGCGUUACAGACGGGCCCCUUGAGGCGCCGUCAUUACAUGCGAGGGGAGGCACUUCCUGACGCGCCUUGCCCCUUGCGCGUAAUGAGUGCGUCAAAAUGGCAGCGGCCUAUGCAGAUGGGCGCCGCUAUUUUGACGUCGCGGACGCACAGCGUCUGGACAUCACAGACUGGAAGUGGUGCUGCGAGGGAGCCACGCGGUUUGGCUGCUGUGGCUCCCACCACGCGGCUCUCUCGCGGAGCAACUGGCAGCGGCAUGAGACUGCCCCUUCUGGGCGGUCUGUAGCACGCCAAAGAGUGUAUGAAGAUUAGCGAGGAGAAAAUAUUUUGUUGGUUUAAAUACCAGUUAGAUGUGGGAGGUCAAAUUUUAAUUUUUAUGUUGUAUUUUGUUUUUGGAUGUUUUAAAGAAUUAGGGCAGGGGUCGGCAACCCCCAGCCCGCGGGCCACAUCCAGCCCGACGAGGCCUUGGGACUGGUCCGAGCCCGGUCCUGCCAUCGAUUGCCAAAGGCCCUGCGCCUGUGGCAAUCGCCGGCAGGACCGGGUCUCUCGCAUGGGGCCUUUGGCCUCUAAUGCAAGAGGUCAAAAGCCCCGCGCUCGAGCGGCCCUCAGCGAGGCUCCUUGGCCCUGCCCGGUCCCUUCCUUUGCG
Molecule: messenger RNA, 3516 nt
Organism: Sceloporus undulatus (fence lizard)
Lineage: Eukaryota; Metazoa; Chordata; Lepidosauria; Squamata; Phrynosomatidae
Product: zinc finger protein 883-like
Exons: 7
Coding region: 264-2312 (682 amino acids)
Biological process (GO): regulation of transcription by RNA polymerase II
Cellular component (GO): nucleus
Molecular function (GO): DNA-binding transcription activator activity, RNA polymerase II-specific; RNA polymerase II cis-regulatory region sequence-specific DNA binding
Source: RefSeq, a predicted model, not a curated record